UGGCUAUAAUAACAGUUGACGAAUGUUGGAUCAAUGAAUUAUGCUACUAGAAUUAAUGCAUCUAUUGUCUUUUAAAUCCGUGCCCUUCAUUAAACCAGGAAAGCAUGGAGGACGGUGAGGACGAGAUCAUUAUGGCAGUCGCCGAAAAUUUAGAAGAUAUGGAAGUGGAAGAAAGCAAAGAAAAGAAAAAAAUAGCUGCCCUGGAGUAUCAAGUGAAAACUUUACUUAAGAGACUCGAGCUAAUUAGUGCAGAAAAAAAAAUGGCUAGGCCGAGCGAGCCGGGACCGAACGAGCCGGGACCGAGCGAGCCGGGACCGAGCGAGCCGGGACCGAGCGAACCGGGAUCAACCGGGCCGGGACCAAGCCGACCGAGCCAGCCGGGGCCGGAAAAAUCCCAUUCCCAACAAGUUGAACCUGCGGCCAACAUUCCCCGGCGAUGGCAGAAGAGCAAAAAAAAGAAAGACAGAUGGCAAUGGCGAGGCGGGCGAGGCGGCCGAGACGAGCGAGGCGGGCGAGGCGGACGAG
Monomorium pharaonis (pharaoh ant) is the source of this 525-nucleotide messenger RNA. Its product is annotated as anti-sigma-I factor RsgI8-like. NCBI's taxonomy places the organism in Eukaryota, Metazoa, Arthropoda, Insecta, Hymenoptera, Formicidae. The record is from RefSeq and is a predicted model, not a curated record. The annotation marks the transcript as partial. The transcript is spliced from 3 exons.